GCGAGAAACAAGUGGAAUGCCAGCUAUCAACUCCUUGCACCAUCGGUGGAUAUUACACAAGAUGUGUUAGCUACUUAGUAAGAAAUUAUUAUUAAUAAAUGUAAAUCACUAACAACGGUGCUUUCACUGACUUUUAUCUUAUGGCACACUCGAUGUGGUAAGCAAAGUCUUCGUUAACCAAGACUGUCGCCAUCACAUCCACCCAGCACUGAGUCAACCCUCUUGACUCUUAACUACUCGGUCAUGGACAAAGGUUUGGUACCAGGCAGGACCAGUUCGGUCCCAGAGGAGAUGGAGGGGAUAUGUGUGAUGCCAGAUAUGAGUGGCAUCAAGUCGGAGCACCCGGGUGGAAGUGCGGACAACACAGGUGCACAGAACGUGGCCAUGGGGAUCAAGUUCAUUCUGCCCAACCGCUUCGAUAUGAACGUAUGCUCAAGAUUCGUCAAGUCACUCAACGAGGAGGACAGCAAAAACAUCCAGGACCAGGUCAACUCCGAUUUGGAGGUGGCUUCUGUUUUAUUUAAAGCCGAGUGUAAUAUUCAGACGUCACCCUCACCCGGGAUACAAGUGCGUCAUGUUUAUACCCCGUCCACCACCAAACACUUCUCUCCCAUCAAACAGUCGACAACACUCACCAACAAGCACCGUGGUAACGAAGUGUCCUCCACUCCUCUUCUGGUCCACUCUCUGUCCAUUCACCAGCUAGCAGCACAGGGUGAAAUGGUUUUCCUAGCCAGCAGGAUUGAACAAGAGACUGUGAUUAACCUGCAGGAUGAGGAAGGCUUCACCCCCCUGAUGUGGGCUGCAGCACAUGGACAGAUUGCAGUCGUAGAAUUCCUGCUUCAGAAUGGAGCGGACCCCAACCUGUUGGCUAAAGGCAGAGAGAGUGCUCUGUCUCUGGCAUGCAGUAAGGGAUAUACAGACAUCGUGAAGAUGCUCAUCGAUUGUGGGGUGGACGUCAAUGAAUAUGACUGGAACGGCGGGGCUCCCGUGCUCUACGCUGUCCAUGGGAACCAUGUACCCUGUGUGGAAAUCCUCCUGGAAAGUGGAGCCGACCCCACCAUUGAGUCCGACUCUGGCUUCAACGCUAUGGAUAUGGCUGUGGCAAUGGGCCAUAGGAAUGUUCAACAGGUGAUGGAGGUCCAUCUACUGAAGCUGCUGAUGGGGAUGCGAGAGUGACCAGAGCCCAGGGAAAAGCCACUAACCUGGGGACACGAGGAAGGAUUGCCUGGGAAUGGAAAUGCAGUAUACAGCAGAUGCCAUAACGAAGAAAGAAAUGUCUGAGGACAAUCGUGAAGCACGUCUGAGGCUCAUGUGUGAAACGAUUAGGAAGCAUGUGUGUGAGUAUUUAGGCACCGCAUGUAUCGGUUUUGGGUAGACAUCCUAUUGAGUUUUGUAACAAACCAUGUAAGAAACUAGUGCAUAAAUCUAAAAGUCUGCACAAAUCAUGCAUUAAUAAUUAACUUGUUAAGUACAUCGAACAAUAAAUAUUAAUAAAAAUUGGUCCCAUGUUACAUGAGCUGAAAUACUAAAAAAAUAAAAUUAAAAUCCACAAA
This is a messenger RNA of Oncorhynchus masou masou (cherry salmon), 1556 nucleotides long. Its product is annotated as ankyrin repeat family A protein 2-like. Gene Ontology annotation, molecular function: protein binding. The record is from RefSeq and is a predicted model, not a curated record. Gene Ontology annotation, biological process: regulation of gene expression. Lineage: Eukaryota; Metazoa; Chordata; Actinopteri; Salmoniformes; Salmonidae. Bases 244 to 1179 code for a protein of 311 amino acids. The transcript has 9 exons. Gene Ontology annotation, cellular component: nucleus.